This is a messenger RNA of Mesorhabditis spiculigera, 252 nucleotides long. The record is from the annotation of a GenBank genome assembly. NCBI's taxonomy places the organism in Eukaryota, Metazoa, Nematoda, Chromadorea, Rhabditida, Rhabditidae.
AUGGCUUCGUGGGAGCAUGAGCUUCGCGAGAUGUUCCAACAGCACGACAAGGACAUGAGCGGCUUCAUCGGCAAGGAGGACAUCGUCUGCAUGCUCCUCGGCGCCGAGAAGGACGACAAGAAGGACCCGGUGUGGAAGACGAACCUCCGUUUCCUCAUCAACAUCAUCAAGUCGGCCGACAAGGACGGAGACCAGAAGAUCUCCUUUGAGGAAUUCAAGGAGUACAUCACGAAGGCGUCGGCCGAAUCUCAA